AUGGUGGAGAGUGAAGAGAAGGUUGGGCAGGCAGAAAAGGAAGAAAAUGUUGGAGAAGAAAUUGUGAACGAGGGCAAGCUAGAAAGUGGGGAAAUGGUUGAAGAAGAUAAAGCAGAUGAAGGAGAAGAAGGCAGAGAAGAUAAGGCAGAGAAAGUAUCAGAGGAUGAAAUAGGAGAGAAAGAGGGAGAGGAAGUAGUUGAGGAAAGGGUUGUGGAUGCAGAGGAAGCUAGUGAACUUAAAGCAGAGGAAGGAGAAGACAAGGCAACAACUGAUGUCAAAGAUAAUGCGGAUGAGAAAGAUGAAUCUGACAAAGAGAGUGACUCAGCUCCAAUUGCUGGAGACAGCACUGAGGCCAGAGAGACCCUAGUCAACAGGGAAGAAACAGAGAGAAAAUACUGUGAGGUAGAUGCUUAGAAUGGAGAGACAGCUGCAGCCUCUACGGCUCAGAGUGAAACCUCAAGAGAGGAGACAGAGUCCACAAGCCAAGACACCAAAGGUAAGAACGAUACAGAAGUAGAGGACAGGGCUGAUGAAAAGGACAUGGAGGCAGAAACAAAGACGGAUGAACUAGACAAGGUGGAGACAGAGGAAAAUGCUGAAGACCAGGAGGAGGCAAGUGACAAGUGAAAACAGCAAAGUAGAUCAGGAUGCAGACACCGAGGACAAAUAAUCUAAGGCAGAGGAAGUGUCUCCCGAGUGGCGCAGUGGUCUAAGGCACUGCAUCGCAGUGCUAGCUGUGCCACUAGAGAUCCUGGUUCGAAUCCAGGCUCUGUCGUAGCCGGCCGCGACCGGGAGACCCAUGGGGCAGCGCGCAAUUGGUCCAGGGUAGGGGAGGGAAUGGCCAGCAGGGAUGUAGCUCAGUUGAUAGAGCAUGGCGUUUGCAACGCCAGGGUUGUGGGUUCGAUUCCCACAGGGGGUAUGAAAAAAAAAUAAUGUAUGCACUAACUAACUGUAAGUCGCUCUGGAAAGGAAGCUAACAGAGAUAGCCCUGCUGGUUCACAUGUAGGAGACCCAGAGCCAGUAAACACUGGGGUUAAAUCCAAAGAGAAGGCUACGUUAGAGAAUGCUGAGAAGGAGACUGAGAAUCUCAAGGAAUCUGAGGAGUCUCAAGUGCAAUCUGAACAAAAAACUCAGUCAAAGGACAGAAUUGACGAUGAUAUACUUGAGAGUGAAGAUAAAGACCCAGGUACAAACACAGAGAACUUGGAUGAAGGCAAAGAGAAAGUAGACAAUGAAAAGACAGAGGUGACUGUUGUUUCUGCAGAGUCACAAGCUCAAGCUUCAGAACCCAGAGCUAUGGAUUUAGAAGAUACUACAGAGACUGAAUUAGAUCUGAAGGAAAAAAUAACCUAAAAGGGACGACGACUCCACAGAAAGGGCAAGCAAGCCAUCUGAAGAAGGAGCCAGCAUUGUGCUCAAACCUCAGUCAGAAACACCACAAAAAGAAAGCAUUGCAUCUGGUAAAGAAGCUAAUGUACUUGAGGAAAGAAGUGUUACUGAUGAGGAACAUGCUGUAACUCUAGAUACCUUGGAGAAAGAAAAUAGGGUUCUUGUAACUAACUGGGUGAACGUACAUCAAUCCUCAAAGUUCUUCGAGACAUUCAUAGACCCCCUAGAUUACCUUACUUCUGAUAAUACAAUCAGUGAGUCUAAUUCGAAUGUCAGGUCUAUAGAGUCAGCACACGUGACCGAGCUUUCUAUACCAGAGAGUCCUACCAAAACGAUAAAGACACCGGACCCGAAACCGGACGAUCACUAUACCAACGCUUCGGAGAGGAGCGCAGCCGUUGAAGGCAGAGGUGACACCAUUGUUGAGAGUGCAGUUAAUGAACUUAAAGAGGCAGGCUCAACAACAAAAGAUGAAAAUAAGUCAAACGGUAAUAACAAGGUGGAAGUGAUCCAAUCAGAUCUCAGGAGUACUCACUCAAGAGAAGAUGAACCCAGUGAAACAGGGCCAACCAAAGACUUUCUGGAGCCGAAAAAAGAAACAGAAGUCACUGUCUUUACACUGUCUAUUGAACCUGAACACAGCAGCGGAGAAGCCACAGCCGGGCCAGAGGAGAAGGGUCAACGUUCUUCAGAGGAGCUUAAAGAAACGACAGGGAUGUCUGAGGCUAACAAGGAUAUGAAAGACAUUUCCAAAACUGACGUUGAAAGCAUUCGGUGCUCUAACCAUUUAGCUUCCAGUGGCAGGCCUGAAAAUAUCAGUGAGAAUUCAGCAGAGACUGAAGAAACCAAAGACAAGUCAGGGUUGGAUGAGCAACAAACAACAGUGGAAGAGAUAACAGACAACUUUCCAAAAAUGGAGAUGAAACACAGGAGCAGUCUGAGAGUUCAGAGAUUCACUCUGAAUCUGAGCCUACUGUCACAACAUCAAGAGAACCAGAAGACAUUAAAGAUACGAAGGAACCGAGUGAGGAAGAGGCUGCAGAGGUUACAGAAAGCAGGAGUGGAGACAACAAAGAUCUACAGCUGA
Messenger RNA from Coregonus sp. 'balchen', 2476 nucleotides. The record is from the annotation of a GenBank genome assembly. Lineage: Eukaryota; Metazoa; Chordata; Actinopteri; Salmoniformes; Salmonidae.